This is a messenger RNA of Amoebophrya sp. A120, 656 nucleotides long. Lineage: Eukaryota; Dinophyceae; Syndiniales; Amoebophryaceae. The record is from the annotation of a GenBank genome assembly.
GUACUGCCUGCAGAAACACUACAACAACGAGAACCCGAAUAAUGCACAACAGUCUCAACCCUACAACCAGCACAAACUUUGGCCGGAGAAUUACGUGAAACUGAACCAGCAGUACUUCAACGUCGUCCCCGCGAACCACCUCCUCCCCGACGGGCAGAUUGGCUCCAGCAACAAGAUUAAGGCGACGCAGUUUGCCCAAACCGAGAUGCGGAAACAGCAGGAAUUACUGGACAAUUUUGGCAUCAUGUGGCCGGAAAUGUUCAACACAUUAGAGUGUUUGCCAUUUGACCACGUCCCCGAGGAGGAGGAGCUAAAAAAUCCUGGCUCUUUCAAAAAAGUAGACGUGUUCGCGAACGAAGCCCAGGUGUUGCAGGAGCAGUAUCCCGGGUAUGAUAAAACCACGGGCGAAUGGGGUCGUGGAACAAAGGGGAACUCUGCAGGACAGUCACAAGAAAAAGGAAGGCAGCAUCAAGUUGGUGGAAAGGAUUAUAUGAACAAGGGGGCUCACGCUCAACAGCAGCAGCACGGUAGUUCUUGGGUGAACGGAAAGAACAACCAGGCGCAGAGCUACUACAAUGCUGCAACUGGCGCGUGGACUACGAGUAGUGCGAAGGGCGGUAGCAUCACGGAACCUGUUGGGAGUAGUACGAAAGCAG